AUGCCGUGUUCAUUUCGAGCCCGUGUAAACCAACUUUGGUCUAUAUGGUACACUAUAGUAAUGGUACUUCUACAGACUUACUUAAUUUAUCUUGGUUUCGAACGUUACCGGUUAUAUUCGGAAAUGAAAUGGCCUCAUGGUGCCUAUCCGAGCCUAUGGUUAAGUGUUUAUGUUGUACUGUAUUCCUCAUGCAUACCUGGUUUACUAUUGUUUAUGGCAUUUGGAAUAUUCAAAUCUGGCAAUGUUGCUGGCGAUAACGAUCGACUUGGUGCUCGAAUUGAUCGUGUUAUUGAAAUUACUCGGAAUUCAUAUAGAAAAGGAAGAUGCUCACUUUUGCGAUGCAUCAAGUCACUGUGGCAGCAUGCACCACCGUUGCCACAACUUAUUCAUCUAUCGAUGGCGCUUUUUCAAUUAUUUGCCCAACAAGUGAUGUUAUCACAACUUUAUCGAUACGGCUUCAUCAAUUCCGGUGAUUUUUUGAACACAGAACUCGAUUUCGUGUAUCAGCGCGCUCGACAACUGGCGGCAAAUCUGCCUAUGCUCGAUAAUCGAUUGCAGGGUUUUCGUAUAUCGGCACAGGAUUUGGCUGCUACACCAAUCAGUCCUAAUUUAUUACCAAUAUUGAUGCAUGCUCGUUUGUUUGGCAUACCAUUGGAAUUCGUCAAUUUACUGAUUGCACUAUUCGUCUACACGUGUACUUAUUCAGCAGUUUUCUGGCAUACCAACAAGCCAUUUAGUUUUAUAUUUUCUCUUCAUUUAUUGAUUUACUCGACGACAAUCAUUUGGUCUUAUCUCGGGUUUAGUGUUCUUCAUCGUAUACAAGAAACAAGCUACUCUAGUAUCCGACCGAUCGGUCUCGGGCAAUAUUUGAUUUCUUCACGUCCCUUAAAAAUUUAUCAUCCAUCCACAAUUAUUGCCACCUAUGUUAUGACGAUUGUGCUUAUUAGUACUGCACCUGUUGCAUUGUAUAUGUAUGGUUACAGCAAAUAUUUUAUAAGUAUGUCAAAUGUGCGGCAAAAGAGUGCCUUUCAAAAUCAGACUAGCAGUAUUAAUGGUGCGCAGAGUGAGUAUUCAGAAUAUCGUCUCCGAAGCUCAUCCAAGGUGCCACAAGCGAGACUAUGUUGUGAUGGAUAUGCACCUCACAUAUUUGCAAUAAUUUUGCUUGUUUUAAUUGUUAUAACCAAAGCUCCAACUAUAUAUGCCCAUAUGGUUAUCUAUCAGCAUGAGGAAAAGGCGUUAUUGUUAUCUUGUAUCGUUGUUGAUAUUGUUUUCCUCUUUGCUUGGAUUAUUCUCUGGCUUAUACUUACACUUAAAAGAGAUUGGAAUUUCAAAGUUGUUCAUCAAGUGCAUGAAAUUAUUGCUUUGCAAAAUGGGCCUCAAACGAUGAUUGCUUCGCCCAAAAAAAUCAUGGAAAAGAAACCAUCUGAAUUAAAAAAUUCAUUGAUAUUAAUGCAUGGUGACCAGAUGUAUCUUACGGAUGAUACCAUAGCUAAAAAGUCAUUAUUACGACAAACACAGAAAAACGUGAUUGGCACUGCAAGCGAAGAUAUUUACUGGUUGAAAGGAAAUAAUACGCAGUCACCCACAACGAGAAGAGUUCCACAAUGUGAAAGUGUAAAAGAAACAUUGGAAAUGAAUCGGCUGCUUGGUCCAUCUGCAAUUUCUCAUACCAUACAAUCACAAAUGACGUAUCCAUCGCGACAGCGGAUUAUAAUGAAUAUUCCCAAAUAUUCCAGUGAGGCAAAAGUUUCAGCAAAUGUAACAAUGCCCGGGAAUACGUUUGCAACAUUCCAGCGAGCUCAAGGAUCGGAGUUUGCAUCCGGUAGCAGUCGGCAAAUGAUGCAAAAUCCCCGAAGACCAUCCCUACAAAAUUCGAUGAGCGCAUGCACUGAAAACAAUACUUCUGAUAUCACACCUUUGACGCAACAGGAAGCAUAUGCUUCAAUUCUCAAAAGCCGGACUGGACAAACAGAAACAAUAACACGAAGACGUGGUUCCAAAGAUGACGGAGCAGUUAACACUGGGUUUGGAAAUGUGAGUGUUUCAUAUGGAACACAUACGACUUAUGGUCGACCUCAGAAUCAGCGAUUAAUACAACAAGCUGCUGUUCAAGCUGCUCAAGUAGCUCAAGUGAGUCGAAAUAAGGACACUGUUUAUAACAGAACACAGACUAAUACAUCGCAGAAUGUGUUGGAGAGUGGGCCAACUUCUUCAGUGCUUUCAAUCCGAAGUAGUCCCGUCGCUGAAAAUCGUUUAGGUACACGCACAUCUAUUUCCAGCAGGGAACAUUCGCCGUAUCAAAGAGCUCCCAACCUAAAAUUAUCAUCAUUCAAUAGUGUUAUUCCUGCUGUUGAUUCGCAUAUCAAACAACAGCAACAGAACUGUGGUGCUGGAUGUAUCUAUGGAAACUGGUCACAACAGCGACAAAUUUCACAGAGCUCUCAGGCAGUGGACUGGUGUCCCUCAUCAUAUGAUAAGAUUUCAUCGACAAUUCAGCAGGAACAGUGUUGCACUCCCACAUCGACACUAACUAGUCAAGGCAGUGCAAGUAACUGUUCGUCACAACAAGCACCUACGCCAGGAUCGCCCAAUUCACGAAAUAUUUAUAGCGGAGGACGAUUUGUAAGUAGCCGCACAACUGGUACUAUUAAUCUUCACGGUAAUUUGGGUUCUGAGUACGGUACAUCACAUCUGGGAGACAGUGAUCGAGAUCGAACGUUGAGAGCUCAACAGCAACCAAAAUCAUCGCGCACCACAAUUGUUAGUGGGAGUACGUCGACACGAUAUCAAAUUAAGGCUAGCAUUGGCGGUUCACGUCAAGAUGAUUCAGCUAAUUACAGUUUAACAUCUAGUAAUGAAUCUGCAGAAAAUGCUCGUCUUAGUGGACAAACAAAUCGUAUUAUGGAUUCAACUGAAUUUGCGACCAGUAUUGUUUGA
Messenger RNA from Brugia malayi, 2937 nucleotides. RefSeq lists its product as uncharacterized. Lineage: Eukaryota; Metazoa; Nematoda; Chromadorea; Rhabditida; Onchocercidae. The record is from RefSeq and is a predicted model, not a curated record. The transcript is spliced from 18 exons. Bases 1 to 2937 code for a protein of 978 amino acids.